Molecule: messenger RNA, 1173 nt
Organism: Pieris napi
Lineage: Eukaryota; Metazoa; Arthropoda; Insecta; Lepidoptera; Pieridae
Product: retinol-binding protein pinta-like
Exons: 5
Coding region: 214-1137 (307 amino acids)
Cellular component (GO): membrane
Molecular function (GO): phosphatidylinositol bisphosphate binding
Source: RefSeq, a predicted model, not a curated record
ACUAAGGGAAAAAUAUCGUCAUCAAUAUGCUGAUUCUAUAAGAAAAAUAUAUCCUAACAAUUUGCACAUUUACAUCGCGUCAGGCUAGCGGUCAGCGUGCUCGUAUGCCAUUUGUUUAUAAAAGUCGUAAAUUUCGUAUCGCUAGCAGUUUUAUCCUUACUCAGCAAGCGUACAGUUCCUUUUUAGAACAGUUCUUUAAAGUGCCGUGUAAAAAUGUCUCUGCUCCAAGUACCGUCGAGUAAACAGGAAGAGAUGAUAAAGCAGGAACUUGGGGAGAAUCCCGGUGAUAUUGAGAGGGGCGUCAUAGAUCUCCGGAGUAUGUGUGCUGCCAACCCUCACCUGCCACGACCGGAUGCUAUUGAUAACCAUAUAUUCAAAGUAUUUAUCCGCGGGUGCAGAAUGGACUUUGAGCGAGCAAGAAAUAAAUUUGAAGCGUUUUGCUACGCACGAUGCCGCUACAGAGACCUAUAUAUUCACCGGUCACUCAACGAACCUCCACUCAGCGAUGUCGCAAAAUUCUUGGAUAUAGUACCUCUUCCGAAGCUGACUGAUGAAGGUCUGCGAGUAACUAUCUUUAGAGUACGACCAGGAUAUCCUGAAAGCGCUGUUGACAUCACAUCGGCUGUAAAGGCAAUCCUACUCAUCUCUGAUACAAGGCUGUUUGACGAAAAACUUAUAUUAGGAGAUGCAUUUAUUUGGGAAGCGAGCAACGUCCGUGCUUCAAUGGCGGCAUAUGUAGCGGGUGGUGCGAACGCAAUUCGCCGUAGCAUAUACUUAGCUCAGGGCGCGUAUCCGCAGCGUAUGCGCAGAAUACACGUAGUGGGCGCGGCUGGCCUUGUCGGUUCUUCUUUGAACCUUAUGAGGUCUUGUGUCAACGAAAAAGUUCGCAAUCGGUAUUAUCUACACAAUAAGAUAGAGGAGCUGUUGGACCACUUCCCAGCUCGCAUGUUGCCGAUGGAAUGGGGUGGCGAGGAAGAAUCAUUUGACGUGCUAACAAAAAAAUGGCGGCAACGCGUAGAAGAAGUUAGGGACUACCUUCGUAAUUUUAACGAACUUUGCCAAGUUGCGCCCGAACCGAAAUACGACAAUGAUAUUUAUGGAACCGCCGGCGCGUUUAGAAAACUUGAAAUCGAUUAAUAUAAUUGUUUUGACAUUUACAACGCUCGGUGAUUG